AGGGCGUGUCGGUUGUUAUGGAAGCCAGUCGGUUGCUACGGAAGGUGGGCAUGUUGCUGUGGAAGCGGGCGGUUGCUAGGGCGAAGGGAGGAGCUGCGAAAAUCUCGCGCUAGCAGGCUGGCGCGCCAACUUUCAAAGCGCUUCCUGUCGGAGACAAAACAACAGAGGAGAAGAUGCAGAUUACUAUAAGGAUUUAAAAUAAAUUAAGACUAUGAUAAAGAGUUAAUUAAUAGCAUUGGUCAAUUAAGGGCUAGAUUGGACAAUUCAGGAGCGACUCUAGCGUUCUACUAGAGACUGAGAAUCGAAGCGUCUUCUCUUAAGCCGGAAACAGCUGUGAUGCCAUUCGUAUCUGUUAUUAUUAUUGGAACGAAUACAUAUUAAAAAUUAACUGUUAUCGCGUCAUGAAACGCAGCAAAUAUAUUGCUGGUCGGAUAGCUGCUGUCAACACACACACACACUACUGUAUAUAGUCGCUAAAUAGCGUUAGGAUUCGUAUUAAUAAUAUACCGGUGUGUUGUGUACACAAUACUUGGGCGUAUCUAGCAAGACAUGGUUAUUUAAGCAACAGAAAAAGGAAUAGCAUUAUUUUUUUUAAUGAAUUGGAAAAUAUUAAAUUGUAGUAUAUUAGUGUGGCAAACAGCGAGGGUUUGACAGCUCUGGGUGGGGUGGGGAUGAGUCAUGUAAAUGGUUUGAUAUUAACUGACCUAUAAGCUAUUUGCAUAAAGCGAAAGUUUAAAACGGGCGUUUGCUUUGUUUAUAGUUCUGUCUUUUCAUACAGGGUUGCGGUGGUGUUAAAUUUAGUUUAAAAGUGAUGCGGUUUCGGGAGUAGUUUCAAAAAAAGGUCCUACCAUUGAUUUAAGCUUUAUAAUCAUUUUGAAUAGAAAAGACGUCUUGCUGUUUUAUUGCAAAAUCAACCCGUUUUUUUUUUCUCUUUUUUUUAAAUAUUUACACGCGUCCAUGUUUUUUUGCUUUUGUUAUUGUGGAGCAGCAUUUCUAAAGCAACCUCAGAGAUGUCGCUGUCAGAGAUACUGUUUUAAACCGAUUUGAAGGAUUUCCACUCCUCAGUUCUCAGUCUGAACGCAGCCCCAGGGGCGGUAUUGACAGUGCGUCGCUGGGAUAAUGCUGUCAGAAGUUCAGCCGUGCUUCCAGCUUUUACGAAUCGGUUCUGGUCCAGACUCCGGUUCAGGUUCAGGUCGGGACCUCUACACUUUCCGGCCGGCGUUGGCUCGCUGUGUGUUCCGACUGGGCCGAGCAGAGGCGUGUGAUGUCACCCUUCAAUCGGAUAGCUGCCCAGGACUGAUCUCCCGUCUUCACGCAGAGAUCCAGGCUGAAAGGGAGGAAGACUGUGUUACAGCCGACUGGAGAGUUUUUGUAGUUGACUGCAGCACCCACGGCACCCUGGUAAACGAUGUCCAUCUGAUUCGUGGGGCACGAGUGGAGCUGACCGACGGAGACACUCUGACAUUCGGGCAACGAGGCGACCUACCACUGCUGCCGACCUGCUCUGCCCAGCCCCAGAACCGCUCGGAGUUCUACUUCCUCUUCCAGAAAGUCCGUCUGCGGCCCCAGGACUUUGACGCGAUCACCCUUCCCAAAGCACCUGCCUUCACCAGCUUCACCGGGACUGCCACCCUGCUCCGGGGCUUCACCCCAGUCUCCCCGAGCAGAAAAGGAGUGAAAGAACUCACCAAGCGCCCGGAAACCUCAACCUCCCCGACCCCCGCUUUCAAACGCUCAACCCUAAUCCUGAGCUCCAUCGGCAGCCUCAGCAAGCUGCAGGCUCAGCCGCUCACCUUCCACCCAGACAAGGCAGACGACAAGAGGUUAGAGAAACAAAAUCCAACAGUGUCGUUCUCAGUCCCUCCUGUUAAUUCAAACGCCCGCCCAUUGGCUCCACCCUCUGGCUCCGCCCCUUCCCCCGCGAACACGACGAGCGGCUGCGUCAGAAUCUCGAAGAGCCGCCGGAAAUCGGCUCACACGGUCUUGCCGGAACUGGAAGACGAGAUCCAGAGGUUUUCCGAGGAAGUGAAGGAAAGCGCCUCGGCUAAAAGGCGGCACUGCAAAUCAGAAUCGGACGUCCAGUCUGAUGUGUACCAGCGGCAGCAGCGCCCCCUGGCGGAGUGCUCAGAGCAUGACCCAAGCCCGCUAAGCAGGAGAAGGAGGAUUCAGAGCGACACCCCCUACAUCCCGAGGAGCGAGAGUGAAGGGGGGCGGGGUUAUGCUAAUGUUCUGCUGCUCCGAAGCCCCUCCCAGUCGAUUUCUUCAUGUCUCUACAGCCCUGUGCAUAACGGACAGGGGGGUAUUGAUAGAGCGCAGGGGGAAGCCAACAGGGUGAUGCUCCAGAAACUGCAUAUCACACCAACAGGGAAGCGACGUGGCCGACCUCGAAAGCACCCGGUGUGCCAGGUCUUCUCUCACACGCUCUACGUGGAGGAUCGCAGCGAAGGGGGCAGAAUAGAGACUGGCCACGGUGAGGUGGCAGAGCCCUGUGCUGCCCGUCACUGCCACCUCCCGCAAGAGGACACGGUGCAGUGGGUGCAGUGUGACGACUGCGAUGCCUGGUACCACGUCGCCUGCGUGGGUUGCAACUACAGCAGCCUGAAGGACUCCACUGCAGAGUUCCACUGCGGCUGCCAGUGAUCAGAGGCUAACGAACAGGAACACAGGGAGCGAUCUGCUUAGUUCUGGUGUCUGUGCCAGUGCUUCUCUCCGCACCAACUUAGUGUUUAAGGACCUUUCCAUGGCCCACUACCACCAUGGGACAAAAUCCUAUGAUCACUUCAAUGGCUGGUUGAUUGCUGUGUACGGUGUACUACACAAUCUACCAGCUGUGUGGUUAGCAGAUUAAUGGUCAGCGAGUUGGAAGAAGUAUGGAGUUGCCUAACUUUCUGUAUGCUGGUCACAGUAAAACAGCUGUUGCGAUGCAUAUUGGUCCUAAUGGGUUAUUUAGGACCAAUAAGAGUAAUACCCUAAAAUGAUCAUUAAUUAUAGACAAUUUAGUUGAAAGGUUUAAAUAAGAGGAUGUGUUCAUACCAGCUAUAAAUCACAUAUUUCCCGUUAAUAUUUUCUGGACUACAAUAAGCUAUAUCGCGCUUUUGGUCAUUUUAUUACAAUAGAGAUCAUGUGAACAAUGGAUUGUUUCACUUCUACCUGUGUGUAUUUUUCCUCUUUUUUUAUUGCAAUCGUGGAACAAGAUGCACGGUUGCUGCUUGCAGAUCUAUGUGCUUCCAUUGUUGGAGCUAUACAAACUCCCUGUCAUUGUAAGUAAACCCUAUUUGAUGCUGCGGUGGGCUGUGAUUGCUUAAGAGUCAUGAUCUGACUAGAUACCAUAAAUCCUGGUACUACAAAGCCAACAUCUUUCAAUAAACAAACCUUCCGGAACCAAAUCAUUAUAGAUUUCUAAUUCACAAAGGACAAACGUUAUAGGCAAGGCUUAAUAUUUCUAUUUUACUUUGAAUCUAGUAAGAGAUUCGAUUAGCUGUGCAAAAAACAGCUAAGAAGUGGGUUUCCGGCUGCAGCUGACGUGAGAGUGUUCCUGUCGGCUUCCAGAACAUUAGAGCUAGAAGAAAAUCUUCGGGUCCCGACCCAAUCCUUUCACGCACAUUGUGUGCGUGUGCAACUUUCUGCAGCCCUGCUCCAAGGGGCUGGAUACCUCAACUCUUCAGUUCUGCUGGCUUGAAAGAAAUACGCCGGCAGUCCGCGUGAUCCUUGAAGGUAGCUCAGGAAUGACUCUGCCUUCUUGUGCUGGCUCUUCUCCACCUGCUCCUCUUCAAUCCUGAUCUGAAGUUAAAUUAGGCAGAUUAAGGACACCAAUCCUCCAUGUUUCAUCACUUGAACUUUCUGUGGAUUGCUUUAACUUGUGAGUCAUACUCAAUAGAAAUUCAGCAGAUCUGAUCACUCAUUAACCAGUGUAGAGUAUACAGUAAUCAAUUAAGGAUUACUGUAUGGAUCAAGCUCAGUUUCUUUUGGGUGUGUCUGAGUGAUAUUAAUUAAUCCUUGCGCAGGCCAAAUACUUUUUUUGUAACUUUUUAGCUUGUGGGGUUUUUUGUCAUUGGUGCCAAAUGUCAGAAUUGCUGGACAUGCUUGAUUUUGAGAUCUUGGAUUACAUGGUCUUCUCAUCUGUUGCUCUACCUGGGUAAAGAUAUUCUCCUACCUGCAAUCUUAAUGAAUGGACAUCAAUGAUUCUCUUAUACCAGGCUAAAGAUCUUACUGGCUUUCAUAAAUGUACCAAUACAUUACAAAACUCACCAAAGUAUGGGGACUGAUCAGUGAAUGCAAAGCAAUUGGGGAUUUCAUGCAGAUUUUACUGGAUAUAUUGGUAUGCUUGAAUAGAUGCAAAGAUGUACUACCAAUGCAGAAUGACUGGGUGCUUUGCAAUGGUGACUCUCAAAGAUUUAAAAAUAUUCAAUGCAGUAACAGUCUUGGCAGUGAAUAUUGGCAAUGUCCUUGCAGAUAUAACUCUAUCUUUAGAGGGUCUUCCUUCCAGUCCAGGGAUCCCUCGCCCAUUAAGAGAAAAGGUGGUACAGAGCUGACUUGAGACAUGCUCCCUCCCUCCCUUCCUUGUCCCCUUAGGGAAAGGAUGGUCACUCCAGGCCAGGCCAGGGCAGGCAUUAGGCAGGGAGACUCAACUGCUCCCACCCUCACCACCUAAGAGUAGGGGUAGUCUCUCCUGCCCUGGACAGACUUGAGACAGGGAGAUAAACUGCUCUUCCCUCACCCCCAGAGUCCAAAGAAAAAUGAAACACAGGGACUGAACUGCCUCCCCUCACCCCCUGAGAGUAAGGGUGCUCCCGGCAGCACAGGGCAUGCUUGAUACCACUGCUGGAUUUGACCAGAAUUGUAAAUAAUUUGAUUGCGAAGUUUUUUCUCAACUGGAGCACCUUAUCCUGUAAUUGUUUUGUACCUGAUUUUACAAUUAUUUGUAUUAUUUUUAUAUAUGUGUUUUUUUCUAUUCUGAGAGCUUGCUAAAGAUUCUGACUUUUCUCCCAAGCCACUCAUGCAUUAAUUCUCAUUUUAAAAUGUUUUAAAAACUGUUUUUGCUAUCAUUGACUAGAGACCGUGCCAUCGUCGCAGUUUCGUGUCUAGUAACAUUUUCCAAACUGAAUGAACAAAACUAUGGAGCAGCCCUCUCCUGUAUGUUGGUCUGUGGAUAUUGCAGUCCUGCUCUCCAUGGCAAAGCAUAUUCUGUAUUAAGUCGAAUCUGGAAAGGAGCCUUGUCCUGCAAAACCAUGUGUGGACCAACAUGGAGCAGUGGGCUUCUUUAUAGUAUUGUAUCUUUAUAACUGAAUAUUUUAGUUUUAUUGUAUAUAUCACAUUUAUUGCUUCAAUAAUACUGUUCAAGUACAGCGCUUUGGUAGCAUCUAACACUGCAGAAAAUAAUAAUAAUAACCAAACCACAGGUAUACAGCAACUUUUUUUCAUUGCCCAGUUUUCCAUCGGCAUUAAAAUCUCUGAACCAGCCUAUUAAAAUACAGCUUAACUAUCCAGAUAUUCCAGCGUCGGUUUCUCACUGGAAAAACCUGUUUUCAGAAUGAUACUGUCAUAGACGGAGCACAUAGUAAUACAGAUACACCUAAAGGAGUGCUAACUAAUGCCCCCCUUUCUGGCUGAGAGUUUUGCAACACAAUAGAGACACGGCUGUAUUCUAGUGGCUUUGCCGUAGGUCACGUUGUCUAACUGCAGUGAAUUUGAACUACAUUACAGGCAAGCACCAGGAUACACAAGCAAGCUUUCAUCUUUGAAAUAUCUGUUUAGUCAACAUUGAAGUAUAAAAUAAAGCCAAUAAUCAGAAAAAAGGGGACCGGUUUUUCUCGUUCUAUUAAGAGGUAGAAAAAUGUAUUGAAAUCCUUGGUUAGCACUUAAAUGUGAAUCUCUUGACUGUAUUUAGUAUUUUUUUAUUUUUUUUUGCAGCAAGCUUAGUUUUGGGAUUUUUGGAAUGAUAUGUUCAUGUUAUCUAUGCUAUAAAAAAUAAAUAAUAUAUACAGAUGGA
Messenger RNA from Acipenser ruthenus (sterlet), 5989 nucleotides. Its product is annotated as transcription factor 19-like. Gene Ontology annotation, biological process: regulation of gene expression. The record is from RefSeq and is a predicted model, not a curated record. Bases 1120 to 2640 code for a protein of 506 amino acids. Gene Ontology annotation, molecular function: protein binding. The transcript is spliced from 3 exons. Lineage: Eukaryota; Metazoa; Chordata; Actinopteri; Acipenseriformes; Acipenseridae. Gene Ontology annotation, cellular component: nucleus.